AUGUUUUUGUUUUUAGCUCUUAAAUCAUCUAAACUGGGGGCCAAAAGACUAGGUAAACAAACUUUUGAUGGACCAUCAAACCCAGGUUUUCAGCCUUCGUAUAAUCAAUAUGCUCAACCCAAUUCUGUAAAUACAGAAGCUUCAUUUUCUAAUUAUCCCGGUUCUAAUUUAAACAACCAGUUUGUUGGAUAUAAUGAUAUGCAAAUUCCUGGUUCAUACAAUCCUAAUAUUCAAUAUGGGAUGUCCCAAAUGCAACAGCCCUCUCCUAUGCCUGGUUCUGAAGGCUCUGGUUUUACAGUACCAAGUCAAUAUUUGUCUGAUCCACUUGUUAAUGCUGCAGCUUUAACUUAUGGUCAAUUUGUUGGAUCUGGGAAAAAAUAUGUUGAUAAGGAAAUUGAGAAAUAUGUUCCAGUUUCCAGAUUAAAAUACUAUUUUGCUGUUGAUACAGCUUAUGUGUACAAGAAGUUGAGUUUAAUUAUGUUUCCAUAUGUACACAAGGAUUGGUCUGUAAAAUAUGCAUCAAAUGAGCCUGUUCAACCUCGAUAUGAAGUUAAUGCUCCAGAUUUAUAUAUUCCAACAAUGGCUUACUUAACAUAUGUCUUAGUAGCAGGUUUAGCUUUGGGAACACAGAAUCGAUUUACUCCAGAAGUAUUGGGAAUUCAGGCUUCUUCAGCUUUAGCAUGGACUAUUGUGGAAAUCAUUAUUCAUACAGUGUCAAUAUAUAUAUCAGCUAUUUCAACAUCUUUAACGACACUUGACAUUUUAGCAUUUUCUGGAUAUAAAUAUGUUGGAAUUAUUUUUGCUGUUUUGAGUAGUCUGGUUUUUUAUAAAAUAGGAUAUUAUAUCACUCUUAUAUAUUUUAGUAUAUCUCUUUCAUUUUUUCUUAUUAGAACAUUGAAAAUCAAAAUUUUGCCCUUAAAUAAAUCACUAAUUUCAAACACUAUUGUUAAGUAUCAGAUGAUGUAA
Messenger RNA from Pediculus humanus corporis (human body louse), 966 nucleotides. RefSeq names its product protein YIF1A, putative. The record is from RefSeq and is a predicted model, not a curated record. The coding region runs from base 1 to 966 and encodes 321 amino acids. Gene Ontology annotation, biological process: endoplasmic reticulum to Golgi vesicle-mediated transport. NCBI's taxonomy places the organism in Eukaryota, Metazoa, Arthropoda, Insecta, Psocodea, Pediculidae. The transcript is spliced from 8 exons. Gene Ontology annotation, cellular component: Golgi membrane; endoplasmic reticulum-Golgi intermediate compartment; COPII-coated ER to Golgi transport vesicle.